AUGGCACUUACGCUUGCAAAAAUAAAUAUUAAACAACAAUUUUCAUUUUAUAUUGUUUCUUCUGAUUUUGCAAAGUCAUCCAUACUUGCGUUAAACAAUAAGUCUUUUUCUUCAUCUAUAUGCUAGAUUGAUAUUUAUUACAUAUAUUAAUUUAAUGAAAUAAUAUUCAUUUUUAGAAGUAAUAAUUUAUUUUUAUGUUUGGAAGCCAAAAGCAUCUUAAGAUAAGAUUAAAGAACUGAGGAGGAAAUAUGGUAUCUAGUUAGAGUAACAAAACCAUUGAAAUAUUUUAAAGAGAUCAAUUUAUAUCGAAAAAAUCAAAUUUAAUAACUACAUUAUUAAACCUGUCGAGUUAUGAAAUAUAUGUCGUUUUAGCCUGGAGAAAUCAUUUUUAAGGAGGGUAUUCAUAUACUCAUUCAAUUCAGGUUAACCUGCAAAUGAUUUUUAUAUAAUUUUGAAUGGAACAGUUCAUAUAUACUAAAAGAAGAAGUUUUUGGAAAUUGAAGUAGAAUAAACAAUGACUCAAUACUAUAUGUUGGAUGAAUAAUAAAAGAGAAAUCAUUAAAUAGAGAUUAUGGAAAGAUUAAAUAAAAUAUUGACAUUUAAGUCUGUAAAUCAAAUUAAUUCACAUAUUUCAAAAUUAAAAUAAAUAAAGCAAUACAAAGAUUAUCUUAAAGAGACGGGUGAUAUGUAUCCUGAUUAAUUUAAUGAUAUAAAUUACUUUUUUGAAUAGGGUGUAUUUACAUAAAAUUUAAUUACUAAAUAAACAUAAGGAGAAGCAUUUGGUGAACUUGGAUUGAUUUUAGAAUAGCCAAGAUCAGCUACAGUUUUAGCAGCUGAUUUUGUGGAAUUAGCCUAAGUAGAUGCUUCUUCUUAUAAAAUAAUAUUAUAAUCAGCUUAAGUUAAUUCAAUUAAUAAAAGACUUCAAUUUUUAUAUGAACAUUUUUUACCAUCUGAUACUAAACAAUAAAUAGCUACAUAAUAUGCUUAUGAUUUUAAAAAAAUGAAAUUUACAAAAGGAAGGAUUAUUUAUAAAUAAGAUGAAAUUUCUGAUUGCUUUUAUAUAAUAUAUAAAGGAGAAGUUGAAUCAUAUAAAGUAAAUGAAAAUUAAAGUGUAAAAAUUUCUAGAAUGGGAGUUGGUAAUAUUUUUGGUGCUAUAGAAUAUAAAACAUAAGGUAAUCGUGAAUACACUGUAAUAGUUGUUUCAGAAAAAGUAACGUUAUUCUAGCUUAGAUACUAUUAAUUUUAAAAAAUGUUAGAAGAAACUUAAAGUUUGCAAGAAUUAUUUGAAAAUCAUACUCUAUAAAAAACAUAACUUUUAAAGGAUUAAAUUAAGAGAACAAUGAGUGUUAAAUUAAAAACAGAAUAGUUUGAAGGUUUCAAUAAUCAAAAGACAUUACUUUAAUAAAAACAUUAAAAACAUUUUCAAUCAGAUAGAUUAUUAAAAAAACUUGUAUCUUAAAUUGAUGAUUAUAAAAAGAAAGGGAUGAUCCCAACAAGAAAUAGUUUUAUAAAAUAAUAAUAAUAAUUAUAAUCAAGUCUAAUGAAUGUUCAAGAUACACAUUUAUAAAUGAAAUAAAUUACUUAUAAAAGAGCAUAUUUAAUGCCUAAUGAUGAAGAAGACAAAUUAAAAAAAUAAUAAAAAUAAAGUAUUAUCUUAAGAUCUAUGUUUAAUGAUAAAGAUACCUCUUAAGUAGAUAGAAAAUAAAUAAUCUCUUAUUAAUUGAUGAAGUCACACUCAAAAACUUAAUCUAAAUUAGAUUAAUUUCGAGUUGAAACUGAAGUGAGUGCAUUUAGUAUAUCAAAGACAGAUUGCAGUAUUGGAAACUUGGAUAGAAGAAAGUAAUACAAUUUAUUUUAUCAUUAGAAAUUCAUCGCUUUCGCCAUCCAAAAAAAUAGUUGUUUCGACAAAACACAAUUUAUUUCGAUCACGACCAAACAAAUUUUUUUUAUUCUGUCAAAACUAUUUAAAUAGAUAAAAAUAGCCAAGUGAUUGA
Molecule: messenger RNA, 1994 nt
Organism: Paramecium sonneborni
Lineage: Eukaryota; Ciliophora; Oligohymenophorea; Peniculida; Parameciidae
Source: the annotation of a GenBank genome assembly